AAAUGUGUAAAUAGGGGGCUGUGUGUAGAAUUAAUGGUCAAAAUAGCAUUUAAAUUGACAAUGACUUUUCGUAGUUCAUUCAUUAAAAUUUCAACCAAUGGCUACAAAAAUCACUGCUGUGUUUGUAUAAGUAAAUUGAACAAUACUGUUUCAUAACCUCUGAUUUAACACCCAUCAGAAUUAGAUGAAAAUUUAAGACACUUCAAGCCUAGUUAACAAUACAUCAAGAUCAGAUGAAAGUUUAAACAAUGUCACGGAGAGGUGGAAAACGUAAACCAGUGCUGCAGCUGGGCAACUCCAGCAGUAAACUACAUCGUUAUGGCUACAGUAAAGAAUUUCAUUCCAAAGAUUCAAAAAGUAGAGGCUCAGCUUUGACACUUGUAGGAAAUUAUUCAGAUAGUGACUCAAAUGAGCUCAGUGAUACAGAGGAACAAGCUGACGCCUUGGAUGGCAAGCGGGAGUCAAAUGUAGAUGAAAGUAUAACUCAAGAAAGCACAGACCAAAAAAAGAAAGAAAACUCGUCUCAAGCUGCUGAUAUGGAUAAUGAAUUAAAAAAUUUUCUUUCGGAAAUAGAAGCCAUUCCAGUGAAUGUUUCCAGCAGGGCAGUCUCCCCCCAACCCCCACAAGCUAGUGAUAGAUGUGGAGCCAGUGAGAAAAGUGUCAACCAUUAUUCCAUGUUUGUUAAAGGGGAGGUGGCUUUUGUCAAGAAUUCCAGUCAUGAAGUCGCAGCAAAUGAUCCCGUGACAUUUGAACUUCCUGAAGAGCCGACCACGAGCUGGCAGAUGGUGCAGGAUGAGAGCAGCCAGUACUUGUACUACUGGAACACAGAGACCAACCAGGUGACGUGGGAGAUACCCACAGAGUACACACAGUUUCUGCUGCUGCACCAGGAGUAUGAAGAGAAGCUGGCCAAGUUGACACCUCAACAGUUGCAGGCUGGGAAAGACAGACAGUUGCAGGGUACAAGCUGCAACCAACUUCAAGCAGUGACCUCUGACCCCACAGCAUCCAAUGAAAGGCUACCUGAGAGGAAAGUGCCUGUGCCACCAUCCCACACUGCCCCUGUGAACUCUGACAAGCAGAAGAAAGAUAGGAAAAGUUUGCACAAGAAAAAACACAAGAGAAAACACAGCAGCUCAGAUGAGGAGGAUCAGCCAUGCCCACAGCAGUCUAGGCUGACCAGCAUUGUUCCUUACCUGUCUGAGGACGAGGACUUGUCUGGGUCUGACAAGGUCAGUGGAGCACUGGACAGUUUACCUGAGGCUGGACCCUGCCCUGAUGAGAUGACAGCCCCUGCAGUGUUACCUCCCCCAGCAGCUGUGCCUCCACCCCCUCCAGAAAGUUCACGUCUUGCUCUGCUAAAGCCAACACUGGCAGCAGACCACACAACCAGGCCUGAGACUUCAACCACUCAACCAGUUGUCAGCAGUACUCACACAGUUUUAUUGAGCAAUCAACCUCUUCUGCCAACCACUCAACCAGUUUUACCUUCUACUGAACCAGUUUUAACCAGUGCAGCGCCUGUGUCCCCAGCGGUUGUUUCCCCAGUGCAAGUGUCACCCACACCUUUGUCACCAGCGCCAUUGUCACCAGCACCUUUGUCACCAGCGUCUGUGUCACCUGUACAUGUGUCACCAGCACCUGUGUCACCAGCACCUGUGUCACCAAGCUCAGAAGGUGCUGUGAUCAGCGUGAGAGUGGAUGAAAUUAAUGACAUUCUGAACACCAUCCUUGACCCCAGCGCUCCCACCUCUAUUGCUGAUGUCCCAAAAGUAGUUCUAGAGAAGGCAGUGGAGCCUCUCCCCUCUGACAGGAAGAAGGUGGUGGAACCUCCCCCCUCUGACAGGAAGAAGGUGGUGGAGCCUCCCCCCUAUGACAGGAAGAAAGUGGUGGAACCUCCCCCCUCUGACAGGAAGAAGGCGGUGGAGCCUCCCCCCUCUGACAGGAAGAAGGCGGUGGAGCCUCCCCCCUCUGACAGGAAGAAGGCGGUGGAGCCUCCCCCCUCUGACAGGAAGAAGACGGUGGAGCCUCCCCCCUCUGACAGGAAGAAGACGGUGGAGCCUCCCCCCUCUGACAGGAAGAAGGCGGUGGAGCCGACUAUGAUUGACAUGUUUGCUGAUGCGUCCAUUGUGUCAACACCUUUGAGGAAAGAAAGAACAUUUGAGAAGGGAACUCUCAGGCAAGCUCAGUUCAAGGAAGACAAAACAGCAAGCAAGAUGGCUGCUGUGGUUGAGCAGGAAAAGUCUGACUCUCCAAAGAGGAAACCAGCUCAAGUCAUCAAUAUUGUUGGCUAUGGAAGUGAUGAGGAGGAUGAACCCUUAGAGGCCAAGGAUCACAAGGAAGGGAAACAUUCCCACAAAAAAAAGAAAAAGGAUAGAAAGAGAGACUCAAAGAGAAGACAAGAAGACAAGCUGGAUUUGUUUGAUAAGACGCUGGAUAAAGACAUGGUAUCCAGGGUGUCAGAUACGCUGGAUCAGGCUAUCUCCGACAUUGUUUCCAAAACAGUGAAUGAAACGUUCGCACAAGGUGUGCUGUCCAAACAGGCAAACACAGAGACUGGUGUCUGUGAUCAGAAGGUCAAGGCUGAAGAUGAUGUUGCUGACAUUGACUUUGAUGACCUUGAUGAUAUUGACAGAGCAUUAGAAGUUGCUUUGGAAAAAAAACUGGAGCAGAAAAAGGUGGAGCUGAGUUUGAUUGAUGACGGAGAGAAGUUGGAGGAGAAAGUGUUGACAUCAGCUGGUGGUAUGGAGCAAGUCAAGCUGGAAGCUCUAGAAGAAAGUUCCCCUGUAGAAUGUUCUAGCAAUGUGUGUGAUGAAAUAAUGGAAAAACCACCUGAAGCACAAGAUGAAGAUAAGAUUAAGGAGGAAAUCAAGGAAAUCGCUGAACUGGCAUUGGGCAAAUUGGAGUUCCUUGAUAUUUCCACAGUUAACUUGUCCCGCUUACAAGUCCUCUUCAUAGAGCUACAGACGAGACACACAGACUGGACAUCAGGUGGGCUGUCCAGCCAGUACUACCACCAGCAGCUCAAGGUGGCAGAGGGCCUGAUAGAGCAGUACGAGCUGAGUGCCGUGCCCGAGGGUUGGGCCUGCCAGUGGGACAGGGCUAACAAUCGCUACUAUUAUCGCAACCAAGAGACCAAUCGUAUUCAGUGGGACUAUCCAGAAGUGGACGGCGUAAAAGCUGAGCCAAAGCUCCCUGAUGAUGAUGUGCAGAUUGUUUGUGUGAAAAAGAGGGAGAGUCAUGUGGCAUCAGAUGACCAACGUAGACAGCGCAACAGCCGCAGCAGUCGUCACAGAAAAAGAGAGGAUAAAGAAAGAGGUAAAUCUGAGAAAAGAAGCUCCUCCCACAGGUACAGAAGGAAGAGGCGACGUAGGAGGGAGCACAGUAGCAGCAGCCAGAGCAGUGAGGGCAGCCAACAACAUCGCCAUCAUCACAAAAAUAAGAAGAAAAAAAAACAUAGGGCGGAGAGGUCCCCUAGUGUGGAGAUUGUAGAGGAGGCUGACACUGUACCUCAGGACAGUGCUGCUCAUGUGUCACCCAAACAUGACAGUCUGCCAGGAGUCACCAACAGUGACCUGUCCGCCCCACACACCAACAGUGACCUGCCUGUCCCACACACCAGAAGUGACCUGUCUGCCCCACAAACCAGAAGUGACCUGUCCGCCCCACAAACCAGAAGUGACCUGUCUGCCCCACACACCAGAAGUGACCUGUCUACCCCACACACCAGCAGUGACCUGCCUGCCCCACACACCAACAGUCUGGAGAAGCCACCCAGUCCAUCAGAAAGAAGAGCCAGCAACAAGACACAGGAGGACAGAGGCUAUCAGACAGGACCAAGCCUAGCCUGCCCAGCUGUUAUAUCCAAGCCUCCACAAAUACUUGUCCCUCCUCUCUUUGCCUCUACGGCUUUGCAGGAAGACAUGCACUCAGUGCCUGUACAGUAUCCACCACCACCACCAUCAUCGCACCACCCCACAAGCUCUCAACUUGUCACCCCAGACCAGCCUCCACAACAGCCACCAGUGACCACAGUUCCUGCCCCUGACUUAGAUCAUGGCCCUGAGACAGAAAAACAAAUCAAAAAGAAAAAGAAAGACAAGAAACCUCUGGCCACUGGCUCAAGCAUUAUGAUGAAAAAGAAACACAUGACAUCAAUGGUCCAAAAAUGGCAGAAAGUGAAAAAGGAAGCAGAAAAAGAGGACAGAGAUAAAGAAAUGAGACAGGCAGCCAUCAGGAAAAAAAUAGAAGAAUUGAAAUAAAGCCAGACUUCCCUCUGCUUACACAUUUUUAAGUGCCAAUGUUUAGCAUUUUAAAUGUUUGAACUCUUUUUGAAUUUGAUGGAAAAAUGUUUGUGUGAAUUGAAGUUGAUAUUACUUUGUACUUAGGGGAUGUCACCACUAUUGUCACAUGAUGUAUUGCUAUUAAUAUAUAUAUAAUGAUAGAAUAAAAGGAUUUAUAAUUCUGU
Molecule: messenger RNA, 4468 nt
Organism: Physella acuta
Lineage: Eukaryota; Metazoa; Mollusca; Gastropoda; Physidae
Molecular function (GO): protein binding
Source: RefSeq, a predicted model, not a curated record